GGGAGCGGGCCCGCGGGGGCAGCGCUGGGGCCGUGCUGGGUUUGACCUGCAGAGCCCCGGAGGCCGCGCUAUGCUCGGGGCCCGAGGCCUGCUCCGAGCCCUGCGCUCCUGCUCCACUGUUUCCUGCCCGAGGCCGAGAGCGUCUGUCAAACUGAGCGUGCGGGACGCCCUCAGGUCCCACGGCGCCCUUGGGGAGCGCGUUAAGGUCCAGGGAUGGAUUCGCUCAACACGAUCCCAGAAGGAAGUCCUGUUCCUACAUAUAAAUGAUGGAUCCUCUUUGGAAAGCCUGCAAGUUGUUGCUGAUUCAAGCUUUGACAAUAGAGAAUUGACUUUUGGGAGUUCUGUGGAAGUCCAGGGGCAGUUGGUAAAAAGUCCAGCCAAAAGACAAAAUGUGGAAUUAAAAGCAGAAAAAAUUGAAGUUAUUGGAAAUUGUGAUGCCAAGGCAUUUCCUAUCAAAUAUAAAGAGAAGCAUCCUCUGGAGUACUUGAGACAAUAUCCUCACCUUAGAUGUAGGACUAAUGUGCUAGGUUCUAUAUUGAGGGUUCGCAGUGAAGCCACAGCUGCUAUUCAUUCCUUCUUUAAGGACAGUGGUUUUGUGCACAUUCAUACCCCAAUAAUUACAUCCAAUGACUGUGAGGGAGCCGGAGAGCUUUUUUGUGUUGAGCCUUUAAGCAAAAUAAAUGUACCCAAGGGGAAGUUCUUCGAUGUUCCUGCUUUCUUAACUGUCUCGGGACAACUUCAUCUUGAAGUGAUGGCAGGAGCUUUUACUCAAGUGUUUACUUUUGGCCCAACAUUUCGAGCUGAGAACUCCCAGAGCCGUAGACACCUGGCAGAGUUUUAUAUGGUAGAAGCAGAGAUUUCUUUUGUUGAGACCCUUCAGGAUCUCAUGCAGGUUAUGGAGGAACUCUUCAAGACUACAACAACAAUGAUUCUUUCAAAUUGUCCUGAAGAUGUUGAACUCUGUCACAAAUACAUAGAUCCUGGCCAAAAGGACAGAUUAGAACACAUGCUAAAAAACAACUUCUUAACCAUUUCUUAUACAGAAGCAGUAGAGAUCUUAAAGCAAGCAUCCCAGAACUUCACCUUCACUCCUGAGUGGGGUGCUGAUCUACAAACUGAACAUGAGAAAUACUUAGUACAGCACUGUGGUAACAUACCUGUCUUCAUCAUUAAUUAUCCACGAGCACUCAAGCCUUUCUACAUGCGGGAUAACGAAGAUGGCCCCCAGCACACAGUUGCUGCUGUUGAUCUUCUGGUACCUGGGGUAGGAGAGCUCUUUGGAGGCAGCCUCAGGGAGGAGCGGUACCAUUUCUUAGAGCAACAACUGGCCAGAUCAGGACUUACAGAAGCUUACCAAUGGUAUUUGGACCUUCGUCAAUUUGGAUCUGUGCCACAUGGAGGUUUUGGGAUGGGAUUUGAACGCUACUUACAGUGCAUCUUGGGAAUCGCCAAUAUCAAAGAUGUUAUCCCUUUUCCAAGAUUUACUCAUUCCUGUCUUUUAUAGCUAAAAAGGUGGUUAAGGAAAAGUUCCCUGUGGCAAAGUCACUGCAUCAGAAUAUGCAUACAGAAGUCUGCAUUAUUGAGCUAUAGAAAUGCUGAUUUCAAUAUAUAAUUAUUGUUCCAUAAGAUGUAACAUAAGAAAAAUAAAAUCAUGACUUUUUUAGGAAGUCAAAAGUAUUUCAUCAGAUAAUUAACUCCCCCAGGAGAAGAUCUUCUAGCAAGUGGACAUUCAAAUCUAUUAUCUUGAUUAAGAAAAUAUGUAGCUGAGCCUACAUAUUAGGCCUACUGUCCCAGCCACUCCAGAAGCUGUGACUGAAGGAUCACUUGAGCCUAGAAGUUCAAGGACAUCCUGGACAACACAGUGAGCCCCAUCUCAAAAAGGAACAAAGGAGAAGGAAGGAAGGAAGCAAGGGAGGGAGGGAGGGAAAGUAAGGAGGGAGGAAGGAAGGAA
This is a messenger RNA of Dipodomys ordii (Ord's kangaroo rat), 1951 nucleotides long. It is a transcript of the gene Nars2, whose product is annotated as asparaginyl-tRNA synthetase 2, mitochondrial (putative). Gene Ontology annotation, cellular component: mitochondrion. The coding region runs from base 71 to 1504 and encodes 477 amino acids. Gene Ontology annotation, biological process: asparaginyl-tRNA aminoacylation. The record is from RefSeq and is a predicted model, not a curated record. The transcript has 14 exons. Lineage: Eukaryota; Metazoa; Chordata; Mammalia; Rodentia; Heteromyidae. Gene Ontology annotation, molecular function: asparagine-tRNA ligase activity; ATP binding; nucleic acid binding.